This is a messenger RNA of Mesorhabditis spiculigera, 498 nucleotides long. The record is from the annotation of a GenBank genome assembly. NCBI's taxonomy places the organism in Eukaryota, Metazoa, Nematoda, Chromadorea, Rhabditida, Rhabditidae.
AUGACAACGACAAAAAUUGUUACCUCCGGAUUCUGCCCAAAAGGAUGGAUACCUGAAACUAGACUUCUCAAAUGUUAUAAGCCAUUUAUACGACGGGUACCGUACGAGAUUGCUGCGCAAAAAUGCCGCACACUUAAUGCUACGUUGCUAACAAUCAACAGCAGGAAUGAAGAUUUUGCCAUUUUGAACAUGAUCGUCGAUGGGGAGCCGUGGUUUCGCAGGGGCGGAAGUCUGAUACUUGGCCCAAAAUAUCGGGUAAAAGGAGCCUCUCCAGAACGAAUAUUGGUCGCUCCGAACGGCCGUCGUGAUGACCUCUAUACGAACUUUGCUGCUGGGGAACCAAAUAAUGCUGGCGCCUCGGAAAGUUGCGUCGAAGUCCGGAUGUGGCAGUACGACCAACAACCGUUUUCCAACUAUUCAGGCCUGUGGAAUGACUAUGAUUGUGGCUGGGAAAGGAGUUCUUUCAUCUGUGAAUUGCCGUUGUCCGCGAAACAACUU